AUGAGUCUCAUCAGCACACCAGAGAGGAUGGAACUGAAUUUUUAUCUGGCCUCCAAAGAGACUCUUAGGCCAGUCGUCCGUGCGUUCAUGAACCAGCUGACGGCAGAAAACUGGCAGAGACUGGAGACUGGGCGUCUUGACCCAGAGACAAGUACUCGCGUGACAGCUUUGUGUGUAAAUGUUAUUGAAAUUUUGGCUCAAAGUCUGCAUGAGUCUCUCAACAGAAGACUUGAAAAACAGAAAGACUGGUCACCAGGAUCUGCUAAAUCUGUGUGUAAGGAGGACGUGCGCGAAUGUUUAGGGAACAUGGGUGAAGUCAUCGCACAGACUGUGGCAGAGGUACAGGGUGUAGGAGACAUCCACUACCCUAAGAGCGGGCGGGUGACAGAGCUCAUGGUCACAGCAGUCACAGAGAGAGUCAACUCCAGGCUGUCUAAAACAAGUGACAGUGACGACUCGGAGGAGCACAAGACUUCCCCCACUAUUCUAAUCAAACUGAGGGGACACUUCAAGAGGAUUCUCAAAAACUGCUACGAAAGGAUGAAGACAAUGUUGCACCGAGUCAAAUCAACCUGCACUGUGCAGGAGAAGGAAGAGGUGGUGGUACCCACUCAGACCUCUGUAACUUCUCUGCAAGAAGAGAAACCAGGCAGGGCCGAGUCUACGGUCAACAAAUCCCCGACUAUUUUUCAUGUGACCAAAGAAAUCCUGGAGCAACAACUGGAAGAGAUUGUUCAUGAUGCUCAGAGUUACUCCACAGAGGAAGAAGAUAGCCUGCUUCUUUCUCAAACCAGCAAGGACUACGAGUUAUCAGAGUUAUCAUCUCAGAUUGUUGAAAAUUUUACAGAGGAUGUUCCACAGGACCUGGCUGGAUGUCACACAGAAGAUCUCUUAGGAUACCGCAGGAGAAAAGUCAUCAGGCAGAUGAGGACUGUCUUUGUCCAAACAUUUGCUCGAGGGUCAAUCCUGAGCAUGAUGUCUAAAUUCAGACGCAAGCCGGCCUCCCGUAAAGAACAGGAAGCUGUGAAAUUAGUCAAUUCACAGCUGAUUAAGAGUGUGGAUGAUCUUUUAACAGAGUUCAUUACAACAAACAAUCAGGUACCAAGUCGUGGGUCAUUAGAGGAUUGCCCCUUUGAGAAAUUAGCCAGCAUCUUUUCCGGUGACGAGCUGGAAAGUUUUGCUGAAAAGCUGAGUGACACAUUGGCCAGUCACUUGACACCACCAAAAGUCCAAGAAAAAACACACCGAGAAGAGAUUCGUGCUGGAGUAGACAAGAUCCUUAAAGAGACGAGGAAGUGGCUAAAGAAGCAGAGCCGACUGCGCAAGAUUAGGAAGGACUGUGUGAGCAUGACUCUCAAGAAGUUCAGGAGAUUUGUGCAGAAUAACCAGUCAGAUCUCAGUCCCCCCAAAACUGGAGCUGAGGAUCAGACCUGCCCCACACCUGUGCGAGAGGAGGUUCAAAGCUUCACAGCUGAGAAGGAAAAGGAAGAGGCCUGCUCAGAUGAGGAGGAGAAGGAAGAGGUCUACACAGCUGAGGAGGAGGAAGAAGAGGUCUACACAGCUGAGAAGGAAAAGGAAGAGGCCUGCUCAGAUGAGGAGGAGGAAGAAGAGGCCUGCUCAGAUGAGGAGGAGGAAGAAGAGGUCUACACAGCUGAGGAGCAAGUAGAACAGGCUCAGGUGGCAAAACCAUCUGGUCAAAACACUGAAUCUGUUCUGUGGGACCCACUGAUUUGCCAAAUCAUUGUGAAGAUGUUCUUACGCAAAGUCAUGAAAAAUUUCUUCCCCGAUCAGACCUACAAAUCAGCUGAAGCCAGACUGACAGACAUGCUGUAUGAAAAGAUGAGUGGUACUUCUGUUCAUGUGGAUUUGAGCCUGAAAAGCAUCAAAAAGAAAUGCAAAGCUGUGUACAAAGAAGUGCUCAAAAAUGUUGAUGCUUCAGUUCUUUGGUUAAAUCUCUUGGAAGAGGAUCAACCACUCCUUGAGGCUGUGGCUGAGGCUCUAAUGAAGCAUUUUUCAUCAGAAAGACCCAGCUCCAUCCAAAAGUUCUUCAGAUGUCUUCUCCGGACUUUCACUUCAGCUUGGACCCCCUGGGCUUCCCGCCUAACUGCAGCUUGUCGCGCAUGA
This is a messenger RNA of Xyrichtys novacula (pearly razorfish), 2124 nucleotides long. Lineage: Eukaryota; Metazoa; Chordata; Actinopteri; Labriformes; Labridae. The record is from the annotation of a GenBank genome assembly.